Malus domestica (apple) is the source of this 1366-nucleotide messenger RNA. RefSeq names its product protein LATERAL ROOT PRIMORDIUM 1-like. NCBI's taxonomy places the organism in Eukaryota, Viridiplantae, Streptophyta, Magnoliopsida, Rosales, Rosaceae. Gene Ontology annotation, molecular function: DNA-binding transcription factor activity; DNA binding. Gene Ontology annotation, biological process: positive regulation of DNA-templated transcription. The record is from RefSeq and is a predicted model, not a curated record. Gene Ontology annotation, cellular component: nucleus.
GAGUUCAUAUUCUGUUGCAGAAGCAGUCUCUUCAAAGCUCCAUCCAUCUCUCUCCCCCUCCCUUUGCAAAUCAAAUCAAAAUCCUAUGAAACCAUGUUGGGACUCAGAGAUAUCCUCCUCAUUGCCCCAACUCCAACUUCCUUGCACCACCAACAACAUCAACCCAUUUCCUCCGAACACCACACAGCCCUCCCUCUGCCGUCCUCCGCCGCUCUCGGCGUCGGCCUUGGAAUCUUCCCUCUUCUCACCGCCACCCCACACGCACCAAUAGCCGAGGGCAACUCUGACACUUCCCACUUCUGGGGACUCAGGAAGUGCCAAGACCCCAACUCUUCGAAGCAGGACAUGCUCAACUUUGGAAACCAAAACCAUGGUGGCGCUCAGCAGCAUGAACAGGUUGUGGACUGUCAUGGCAAUAAUGACAGAGACGGCGCCGGUGGUGGCAAGAGCUCCAAUAUGAAGGCUUGCAAGGACUGCGGAAACAGGGCAAAGAAGGGGUGUGAGUACAGGAGGUGCAGGACUUGCUGCAGAGGACACGGCUAUCACUGCUCUACUCACGUGAAGAGCACGUGGGUACCGGCGUCCAGGCGGCGCGAGCGUCAGAAUAUGGUCACAGUUGCUGUUCCUGGCGUUGGCGGUGGUAGCGGCGGCGGAGAAGGUUCUUCUGGAUCUUCUUCUGUUGCCAAAAGACCAAGAGUUGCUGUUCCAUCACAGAAUGCAAAUGCAAAUAUCAAACGCUCGUUGCCGGAUAAAGUUCGUGCCCCUGCAGUUUUCCGGUGCCACAGAGUCACCGCGAUCAGUAACGGCGAAGCUGAGUUAGCGUAUCAGGCGACGGUGAAAAUAAGCGGCCAUGUUUUCAGGGGGUUGCUGUAUGAUCAUGGGGUUGAUGAGAACAACACAUUACCGUGUAUUUCACAACCGAAUUUGGAAAGUGAUACAAACCAAAGAAAUGCGGACUCUGCUUCUACUCCGACUGUUCCUCCAUCAAACAAUGCCUGUCCAACCUCAACCAGCUGAAGAUUAUUUGGAGACAUUGCAGAACCCGUUUGUGCUGCUCCUUGAUGCUUGAAAAGCCCCUCAGCUACAUCCUUAGUUUUGCUACAAUUAUGUAUAAAUAUAGAAGGCACACACGCCGUAGAGAUGCGAGCAAAUACCCGGCAGUCCCCUUUCCGGCUGUUAGAACUUUGUUAGUGUUGAUAGCUUCCAUGUAAUUUACCUCCUGAAAAAAGAAGUAGAAUGUAAACAAGACGCCAUUUUGAUUCCAUGAAAGUGUUGGGACAAAAAGAUGCUAGAAUGUUGCAUGAUGUGGCGAUCGAUGUGUAUCAAUCUUUCUGUGAGCAGAAUGCAAUGCGGUGCAUACGUUCAA